UAAUGUUAUGGCUGCCUGAACCCUCUUUCAACUGAACUUCGCAGAGGCGUAUGACAAAGGGAGCUGGUCAAAACGCCACCUGCCAUGCUCCUUUCCAUUCCAGGUGAGACAAAGAAAGUGGGUGAGCUUUUGUAUCGACAACAACGCCACAACUCGUAUACUCCCAGCUGUUCCGUCUUCAUUCCGCUUCAUUACAUUUGACUAAAGGUGGGCCGUGUCGUUAGCCAAGCACUCCUCUGUGGUUCAACUCUCGCAAGAUGGCCAGAGGAAAACCAAGGGCCAAAUUUCCAGAAGAAUAUACAUUGGAAGGUGGAGAUGCGAGAGCGGCGCGAGAAGAGCGCGGAAAGGCUCCGCAAGCCAAGCCGCACAAGCGUGGUGGAGUUCACAAAAUGAAGGAUGAACACCUGACUGACACUAAGUGGGAUAGCAUGACUCGUGGUGAGAUGCUUUCUGCUGCUCAAGAAGACCCGACAUACAUACCAUUUUUCGCAAAUUUCAAGGCGAAGAAACAAAAAGUGAAGGACCUCCAGAAGCAUGUCCUGGCCCGGACCCUCGCCGAUGCUGAUGAGCAGUUGGAAAGGAGAGCUCAAAAAGCGAAGAGGGGGAAUGCGAAGUUGAGAGAGAACACCAGAGUCAAGGCAAAGGAAGCCGAGGAGAAAAGACAAGCAGAACAGCAGAGGAAGCUUGAGGAGAAGCUUCGGAAAAAGGAGGAGGGUCAGAUUGUGAGCGACGAGGAUGAGGAUGAGGACGAGCCGAUCCAGGAACUUCCUCAGGUCUAUCUGCAACAAGAGGACAGCAAUACCAGCGACACGACUAGCACUCAUUCAUCCGAAUCGCUUACCUACCCGCCACAUAGGCUUAGGAUCUUUGAAUGGUCGUUUGCCGACCCCCCGUCCAAUGACUACUGGAAAACACCGCGGACCUGGCCCCAGAACGAAGAGCUUCAACCCAGGCAGCUGCCUUACACACCCCUGAACGUAGUCACUAUGCAAGGCCAUGAAAUGCUGCACACGCCCGGGAUCGAUGCUAAGGACAAAGAGACUGAACCGGACCAGGUACCGGCACUCUCAGAGAAAGUCAAAGAUUUUGCUCGCAAUGGUGUGUUGAUUGGGCCACUUGAAGGUGCUUUUGUUGAGAGUGGCCAGCACUGGAGCAAGCGCACCAUUGUACAAGCAUGGAAUGGACGGAUGUACUUCAACCUACCACGUCCAGACGAAGAUCUCGCAGAGGUUUAUCGGCAAUGGAAGUCUAGGGAGGCGAGGGAGAAACGUAGAAUGGAUCGCCAGCCGUUCCACACAGCGGGUGUCCAUAAAAGAGACGACAGGCUGCAGGCGAUAAGAAAGAAAGAACAACGCAAGAUUACGAAGAAAGUGUACAGGGCUUCCCAAUGGCGCCCCACACUGGUAUACCUUCCAGCGUAUCUUCCUUCUUACUUUGAAGGCCGGUACAAUGGCCCUGAGAACACGUUUGCAGAUCGUGAUAUUAAGACUUUGUUCUAUGUCCGCUUAAAAGGCGAGAGUGUCCCAAGCUUUUUCUUUUGGGUGGACAAGGAUGACUCGAUGAAUCCUACGUUGAAGAACCCUACGAAGUCAAACACAAAGUACGAGAAGUAUCAGGAUCAGCAUCCAGGUCGCGACUCUGAGAGUGAACGGAAGCCACAUUGCCGGUCUUCAAGACUUAUUCGUGUCAAGAAGGCGGCUGGUCCCAACAGAUUACGAUCAACGAGAAAAUUGAGACAUACAACUACUUAUGACGUCGUAAUCUGGGCCAUGGAACGAGACUUGUACCGCUUUGGACUUGAUUACACCCUCAAGUUUUACCACGAUAAGUGGCUAGAUGAAGGAAGGAAGGAUGCAUGGCACACUUUGACUCACGUGCUGAGAAACCAGCUUCCGCCGAGCGGUAAAUUGCCGAUACACCCACCGGUACAGUUGGAACAUGACCCAAGUAUGAUAAGCAUAGCUGAGAAAAUGGCCCGGGUGGAAGGCUCGAAUCCAAACUCCGACGAUCCCAUUCUUCCCAUUUACAUCAGCGAUGACUGGACUCGAAACGACGGCGCGUAUUGGACAACUGAGGAACGCCCCAGAACGCCUGUCCACCAUGGCAUGGAUGCGAGGAUGCAAUACGCCACGCCCAUCUCCAGAGCAGGAAGACCGGCGUCUAGCUGGGGCACGCCCGCAUCAAGACCAACCACGCCAGACACUCCGCAUUCUCUACACCGCAGAAUCAGCGAUGUUUUCACCUGGGUGUCCACAGUCUCGUCGAAGGGAUCGCAGUUCUAUAAUGCGCCCAGUCCCGCCGCGACUGAGCAACUUCAGGAAGCGAGAGACCUCGCGCUUGACAUCAUGGCGGAUCGAGCACCCGACUACCCUUUUGAUAAUCACAUGUGGACGAUGAUGCAAGAGCGGUAUAGACUCCAGAACCAGGUGCCGGAUCAUUGUGCGAUUUGUCUGGAGGAGAUCGGUGAUGUCCCUUUUUUUGAGUAUGAACAACAUCUGAUCGACCACCAAGUGCACAUGCCCAUCCUCUGCCCCUUCUGCAGCACCCACUGGGAGUCCAUGGAUGGCGCAACCAAGGCUCACCACGUGUGGAGCCACCGGAAUGAAGCCUACCAAACAGACGCCUGGAAGAGAUACGCAAAGCAACACCCUCAGUCAGCCAGGCGAUACGCGCAGACGCCACCGGAAUUGCAAGACAACGUCGCAGUCCCGAGGAGAAAGUCCAGCGUAAGAUUCGCCCCAACGACGGUGGGCCAGCGCACAGCAUACAACGACAACGACCUCGCCCACACCCAGGGCAUCUACGCGCGGGGCUCAACGUUCGACACAUACCCUCCCGGCCCCAACACGUCCGGCUCCAGCGCCACUUUUUCAACUUGGACGACUAGAUCUUGCUCGCGAAAAAGCAGCCAGAACUCCCACAACGCCGCGGCGAAGGCGCCAGCGAAAUCUAGCAUCAAGAAGAAGAACAAGCCGAAUCUGACGAUUAUCACGGAUGCCAAUGGGCGCCGACAGGUGGACUAUAAUACAUCAUCUCUCAGGAACGUGCACCGCGAUGCGCAUGAUCCGAGGCGGAAGAGUUCGUCGGAUUCCAUGAUGGGAAGCAAUCGGGGUAUGCGGCUGUAUACGUAUCUAGAUAAUGGGGAGGGGUGGCCUAGCGACAAGGAGAUUGGUAUCAGUGGUUUUAGUGAUGUCGAGGAUGGUGAUGAUAUUGGGGGAGAUGCACGGCCGGUGUGGCAGGUGCAAGGAGGGAAGAUAGGCGCUGGUGGGGAAGUACCAGCGCAAGUUGUAAAGAUUGGAAGUGUAGAUGAGGACGGAGAAGAGGAAAGUGAGCAUGAUAGCAAUGAGGAAACUGACGAAGACGAACAGGAUGAAAUUUCACCCGACGAUGAUGGUGGUGGAGACGAUUAUGAUGAGCAAGAUGAUUUCGGGCACGAUGACCGCGGGGACCAAGAUGGCGAGGGGCCCUAUAGCGAAAGCAAUCAUGGUAGUGAUGAUAAUGACUAUGUUCUCGAGGAAGAAGAGAGUGUAAGUUAGUUGAUCUGCCAGUCUUUUAGUGACGAUGCGUCUGCUAACUAGGCACAGCCUCGGUCACCUAGGCGCAAGAGACAGAAGACGGAUAAUGAAGAGCCCGACAGUUCGCCCAAAGCGCCGACUGUCUCG
Paraphaeosphaeria sporulosa is the source of this 3662-nucleotide messenger RNA. RefSeq lists its product as uncharacterized. The transcript is spliced from 2 exons. Lineage: Eukaryota; Fungi; Ascomycota; Dothideomycetes; Pleosporales; Didymosphaeriaceae. The record is from RefSeq and is a predicted model, not a curated record. The coding region runs from base 258 to 3536 and encodes 1092 amino acids.